CGAGUCAUCUGGCAACCUAACCAUACACGUGCACGGGCGCCGUGCUUGUUUUUAUAAAUUUAUUUUUGAUUUAUAAGAGGAACCGAAUGUAAAAUGGGUUCAAAACGACCGCAGGAUGUGCACAUGUUCCCCUCGGAUCUGGAAUUUGCCGUUUUUACGGACGAGGAGAUCAGGAAGCUCAGUGUUGUGAAGGUGAUCACGGGUAUAACUUUCGAUGCACUUGGUCAUCCAAUGCCCGGAGGCUUGUACGACAUCCGUCUGGGUUCCUAUGGCAAGUGCAUGGAUCCCUGUGGCACCUGCUUGAAAAUGCAGGAAUGCUCCGGACACAUGGGCCAUAUUGAACUAGGGACUCCCGUCUACAAUCCAUUCUUCAUCAAGUUGGUCCAGCGGCUGCUGUGUAUCUUCUGUUUACACUGUUACAAGCUGCAAAUGAAGGACCACGAACAGCAAAUUAUCAUGCUGCAGUUGCGUCUCAUCGAUGCAGGAUACAUUAUCGAGGCCCAGGAGUUGGAGCUUUUUAAAUCCGAGAUUGUGUGCCAGAACACGGACGAACUAGUUACCCUGAAAAAUGGGGACUUAGUUCACCCACGUAUUGCCGCCAUGUAUGAACUGCUGGCCAAGAACGAGAAGAACUCUAGCAACUCCACAAAGACGAGUUGCUCCCUGCGCACGGCUGUUACCCAUGCCGCCCUCCAGAAGGCUGGAAAAAAGUGCAGACACUGUAACAAGUCUAUGCGGUUUGUGCGCUACAUGCACCGCCGUCUGGUUUUCUAUGUCACUUUGGCUGACCUUAAGGAGCGGGUAGGAGGCGCCGUAGAAACAAGUGGUCAAAACAAAGUGGUAUUUGCAGACGAAUGUCGUCGAUAUCUUCGCGAGAUCUACAAUAACUACCCGGAGCUACUGAAGCUCCUGGUUCCCGUCCUAGCUCUCAGCAACACGGACUCUACAGAUAGCGGCCGUUCACCAGUUGAUAUGUUCUUUAUGGAAGCAAUACCAGUGACUCCGCCACGCGCUCGGCCCAUGAACAUGAUCAACGACAUGCUAAAGGGCAAUCCCCAGACGGACAUAUACGUCCACAUCAUUGAGAACAACCACGUGCUAAAUGUGGUCAUUAAGUGCAUGAAGGGCAUGCAAGAGAAGCUUUCGCCUGAGGCCCAGGCGGCUUACAACAAUCUGAAGGGAGGAAACGCUCAUGAGAAGUUGUAUAAUGCCUGGCUGGCGCUCCAGACUUCUGUAGACGUGCUGCUGGACGUGAACAUGUCUCGAGACAUGAAGACAGCCGAGGGAUUGAAGCAGGUGUUGGAGAAAAAGGAAGGCCUGAUCCGGAAACACAUGAUGGGAAAGCGAGUAAACUACGCCGCUCGCACAGUCAUCACCCCGGAUCCCAAUAUAAAUGUGGACGAAAUCGGUAUCCCAGACAUUUUUGCCAAAAAACUCUCGUAUCCGGUACCGGUGACCGAGUGGAAUGUGACAGAGCUGCGCAAGAUGGUCAUGAAUGGGCCGGACGUGCAUCCAGGCGCGAACUACAUCCAGGAUAAGAAUGGCUACACCACAUAUAUACCCGCGGACAAUGCCGCAAAACGGGAGAGUCUAGCAAAGCUGCUCCUCUCGAAUCCUAAAGACGGAGUAAACAUCGUGCAUCGUCACGUGCUUAAUGGAGAUCCCUUGCUCCUAAAUCGACAGCCCUCUUUGCACAAGCCGUCGAUCAUGGCCCACAAGGCUCGUAUCUUGCGUGGCGAGAAGACCUUCCGCCUGCACUACUCCAACUGCAAGGCUUACAACGCUGAUUUCGAUGGCGAUGAGAUGAACGCCCACUACCCGCAAAGCGAAGUGGCCCGUGCAGAGGCUCACAAUCUGGUGAACGUGGCCAGCAACUAUUUGGUGCCCAAGGACGGAACACCCCUAGGUGGUCUAAUCCAGGAUCACGUUAUUUCCGGAGUGAAGCUCUCGAUUCGAGGACGUUUCUUCAACCGCGAAGACUACCAGCAGCUGGUGUUCCAAGGGUUGUCAAAUCUUAAAAAGGAUGUGAAAUUGCUGCCGCCGGCGAUCUUGAAGCCCGUCAGACUUUGGUCAGGCAAGCAAAUCCUUUCCACCAUUAUAAUCAACCUGAUUCCUGAGGGGUACGAGCGCAUCAAUCUGGAUUCAUUUGCAAAGAUUGGCGGCAAAAACUGGAACGUUGAUCGUCCCAGGCCUCCCCUGUGUGGAUCUGGGAUCAGGGACAACGAACUGGAUGAGAGCCAAGUGCAGAUCAGGAAAGGGGAGCUACUCGUGGGUGUUCUCGAUAAACAACAGUACGGAGCCACCACCUUCGGUUUGAUUCAUUGCAUGUACGAGUUGUAUGGAGGCGAUGUGUCCACCCGACUGCUCACCGCCUUCACCAAAGUCUUUACGUUCUUCCUUCAAAUGGAGGGCUUCACGCUGGGCGUGAAGGAUAUUUUGGUAACUGGAGAAGCGGAUAAACGCAGGCGGAACAUUAUUAAAGAGUGCCGCAGCGAUGUCGGUAACAGUGCUGUGGCUGCUGCACUGGAAAUGGAGGAGGUGCCGCCUCAUGACGAACUUGUCGAGAAAAUGGAACAGGCAUAUGUCAAGGAUCCAAAGUUCCGAGUGCUCCUGGAUCGUAAAUAUAAGUCCUUGCUUGAUGGAUACACUAAUGACAUAAAUAAAACUUGUUUGCCCGACGGUCUGGUCACCAAGUUCCCCUCCAACAACCUUCAGCUGAUGGUGUUAUCCGGUGCUAAAGGAUCCAUGGUGAAUACUAUGCAGAUCUCGUGCCUACUGGGACAAAUCGAAUUGGAGGGAAAGAGACCUCCGUUGAUGAUAUCUGGAAAGUCUUUGCCCAGUUUCACUUCGUUCGAGACCUCGCCAAAGUCGGGAGGAUUCAUCGAUGGCCGUUUUAUGACUGGCAUUCAGCCCCAGGACUUUUUCUUCCAUUGCAUGGCUGGUCGUGAAGGUCUUAUCGAUACAGCUGUAAAGACCUCGCGUUCUGGUUACCUCCAGAGAUGCCUCAUUAAGCAUUUGGAGGGCCUGAGUGUGCACUACGACCUUACGGUCCGCGACAGCGACAACAGUGUGGUGCAAUUCCUCUACGGCGAAGACGGUCUGGAUAUCCUCAAGUCCAAGUUCUUCAACGACAAGUUUUGUGCCGAUUUCCUCACGCAGAACGCUCCGGCCAUCCUUCGGCCCAGCCAGUUGCAGCAGAUGAAGGAUGAGGAGGGUCUGGCCAAGGUGCAGCGCCAUGAGAAGCACAUUAGGAGCUGGCAGAAAAAGAAGCCGGCGAAGCUACGUUCUGCCUUCACACACUUCUCGGAGGAGCUUCGGGAGGAGGUCGAAGUGAAGCGGCCCAACGAGAUAAACUCCAAGACAGGCCGACGCCGCUUCGACGAGGGUCUACUGAAGCUGUGGAAGAAGGCCGAUGCCGAGGAUAAGGCCCUUUAUCGGAAAAAGUAUGCCCGUUGCCCGGAUCCCUCGGUGGCUGUCUACAAGCAGGAUCUCUACUACGGCAGUGUAUCGGAGCGCACGCGUAAACUGAUCGAAGAUUACGCUAAGAGGAAACCGGAGCAAAAGGAGAUCAUUGCUGACAUUAUGCGCAUGAAGACCAUCAAGGCAUUGGCUUCGCCAGGAGAACCAGUGGGCCUGAUUGCCGCCCAGUCCAUCGGUGAACCAUCCACGCAGAUGACACUGAACACUUUCCAUUUUGCCGGUCGUGGUGAGAUGAACGUGACCUUGGGUAUACCUCGACUUCGGGAGAUUCUCAUGCUGGCCUCGUCCAACAUUAAGACACCCUCGAUGGAUAUUCCCAUUAAGCCUGGCCAGCAGCACCAGGCGGAAAAGCUGCGCAUUAAUUUAAACUGUGUGACUUUGGCCAACCUCUUGGAGUCUGUCCACAUUAGCACCAGUCUGGUUUUCGAACCGGAGCGAGCCUACGAAUAUGAGAUGCGCUUCCAGUUCCUACCGCGGGAGGUCUACAAAGAGGACUAUGGUGUGCGGCCCAAGCAGAUCAUUAAGUACAUGCACCAGACCUUCAUCAAGCAACUGAUCCGCUCCAUACUGAAGGUAUCCAAAGCCAAGCGAACCACGAAGAUUGUUGUGAUUGACGACAACAAAGAUGCUGAUCGGGAGGAUAAUGACAACGAUCUGGACAACGAUGAGCCGGGUCGUCAAAAGGGCGCAGACAAUGAUGACGACUCAUCGGAUGAUGGAGGAGAUGACGACGCCACUGGAGUGAAGUUGAAGCAGCGUAAGACCGACGAAAAGGACUACGAUGACCCUGACGAUGUCGAUGAGCUCCAAGACGCCAACGCUGAUGACGCCGAUGGCUCAGAUGUGGACGACGACGAGAAGGGCCAGGAUGGCAAGGAGAAUGCCGACGGGGAUGACAAAUCGGUGGAGAAGUUGCUAUGCAACGAAAUGGUGAAAGGUUACACCUACGACAAGGAGAGCCAUUUGUGGUGCCAGGUCAAACUGAACCUGAGUGUGCGCUACCAGAAGCCCGAUCUGACCUCCAUCAUUCGGGAGCUGGCGGGCAAGAGUGUGGUCCAUCAUGUGCAGCACAUUAAGCGCGCCAUCAUCUACAAGGGCGGCAAUGACGAGCAGCUGUUGAAGACCGAUGGCAUUAACAUUGGAGAGAUGUUCCAGUACAACAAGAUUCUCGACCUGAAUCGUCUCUACUCGAACGAUAUCCAUGCGAUUGCCAGGACCUACGGCAUCGAGGCCGCCUCGCAGGUGAUCGUCAAAGAGGUCAGCAACGUGUUCAAGGUCUACGGUAUUACUGUGGAUCGUCGGCACCUGUCACUCAUCGCUGACUACAUGACCUUUGACGGCACCUUCCAGCCGCUGUCCAGGAAGGGCAUGGAGCACUCCUCAUCGCCCCUGCAGCAGAUGUCCUUUGAAUCUAGUCUGCAGUUCCUGCGUAGUGCCGCCGGUUUCGGCAGACAGGACGAGCUCAACUCGCCUUCGAGUCGCCUUAUGGUGGGCCUGCCAGUGCGGAAUGGCACUGGUGCCUUUGAGUUGUUGACCAAGAUCUGUUAAUUCUUUUUUCUACGGAUUGUUUAGAGCUUUCA
Molecule: messenger RNA, 5060 nt
Organism: Drosophila bipectinata
Lineage: Eukaryota; Metazoa; Arthropoda; Insecta; Diptera; Drosophilidae
Gene: Polr1A
Product: RNA polymerase I subunit RpI1
Biological process (GO): DNA-templated transcription
Cellular component (GO): RNA polymerase I complex
Molecular function (GO): DNA binding
Source: RefSeq, a predicted model, not a curated record